Molecule: messenger RNA, 3119 nt
Organism: Aaosphaeria arxii CBS 175.79
Lineage: Eukaryota; Fungi; Ascomycota; Dothideomycetes; Pleosporales
Product: N-alpha-acetyltransferas-like protein 15
Exons: 5
Coding region: 242-2743 (833 amino acids)
Biological process (GO): N-terminal peptidyl-methionine acetylation
Cellular component (GO): cytoplasm; NatA complex
Molecular function (GO): protein binding; protein-N-terminal amino-acid acetyltransferase activity
Source: RefSeq, a predicted model, not a curated record
ACAUCCACUUGCGCAAGAUCUAACAGAUCGCGGACCACUCGUUUCGUUAUGCUCUGGGGUUCGGAUUGAGAAGAUACAUUUCCUCUGACAUCUAUUCCUCCUUCUACUCAUCCCUAGGCUCCAAUUUUACCGGGCCCACAGACUCCGACAUUGUGAGGGUUCGAUUCGUUACUCGUGAGCGCACGACAACACAUCCCACUUUCCGCCCUCCCACCCACACAUCCACACCACCACCGCCGCCAUGCAGCCAUUGUCGCAGAAGGAGGGCACGCUCUUCCGGCAGAUAAUCAAGUAUUAUGAAUCAAAACAGUACAAGAAAGGCCUCAAGGCCGCAGAACAGAUUCUGCGCAAGGUUCCGAACCAUGGCGACACACAAGCAAUGAAGGCUCUCAUCCUCAAUUCCCAAGGUCAUCAAGAAGAAGCCUUCGCCCUCGCCAAGGUAGCCCUCAAGAACGACAUGAAAUCCCACGUUUGCUGGCACGUUUACGGUCUGCUGUAUCGAUCUGUGAAAAAUUAUGAAGAGGCUGUCAAGGCAUACAAGUUCGCGUUGAAGCUGGAGCCGGAGCAGCAGAAUAUCUUGCGCGAUCUUGCGAUCCUUCAAGUGCAGAUGCGCGAUUACGACGGCUACAUCGAGAGCAGGCAGAAGAUGAUGCAGGCGCGUUCGUCUCUGCGGCAGAAUUGGACGGCAUUGGCAGUGGCGUAUCACCUAGCGGGCAAUUACAAGCAGGCCGAGAACAUCCUCGAGACGUACGAGAAGACGCUUAAGCAGCCUCCUCCGAAAACCGAUCUCGAACACUCCGAAGCGGUCCUGUACAAAAACACUAUAAUCGCCGAGUCGGGAGACAUUGAGAGAGCUUUGGAGCACCUCAAUACGAUAGCGAGGGCCAACCUUGACCGGACCGCGGUGCUGGAACUCAAGGCAAAAUACCUCUUGCAACUGGACAGGAAAGCCGAGGCAGAGGCAGUAUACCGCAUUCUUCUUGAUAGGAACAACGAAUACCGAGCAUACUAUGACGGUCUGGAAGCUUCAUUGGGACUCGACCGGUCUGACGAAGGGUCAAAAGAGAAGCUUGUAGAAAUUUAUCAGUCAUACGCUGAAAAGAGCGAACGUACUGACGCGCCCAGGAGGAUUCCACUGGAUUUCUUGAAAGGGGAAGAAUUCAAAAGCGCCGCGGACAAGUACCUACGCCGAAUGUUGAACAAGGGCGUUCCCUCCACGUUCGCCAACAUCAAGGCUUUGUACGCUGAGGCAGAGAAGAAAGCCGUCAUCGAAGAGUUGGUGCUCGGAUAUGCUUCUGGAAAGCAAGCGAACGGGUCUGCCGAGGCGAACGGAGAGCCCUCCGACCGUUUUGAGGAAGCAGUCAAAUACUUCCUGGCUCAACACUACAGCUACCAUCUCAGCCGCGACCUCGAGAAAGCUCUCCAAUACAUUGAUCAGCUCAUCGAGAAGAACCCCAAAUCCGUUGACUACAACCAGGCGAAGGCAAGGAUAUGGAAACAUUACGGAAAUACCCAAAAGGCCUCGGAGACAAUCAACCAUGCUCGAGAGCUUGACGAAAAGGAUCGAUACAUCAACACGAAGUGCGCCAAGUACCAACUGCGAAACAACGAGAACGAGACGGCUUUGAAGACUAUGAGCAAAUUUACAAGGAAUGAAACAGUCGGAGGGCCCCUGGGAGAUCUACACGAUAUGCAAUGUCUGUGGUACUUGAUAGAAGACGGCGAGGCCUACCUCCGGGGCCGCGAUUAUGGCCAUGCCCUCAAACGAUUCACCGCUGUCUCCGACAUUUUCGAAGUAUGGCACGACGAUCAAUUCGAUUUCCAUAGUUUCUCAAUUAGGAAGGGCCAGAUCCGCGCCUAUAUCGACAUGGUUAGAUGGGAAGAUCACCUUCGUGACCAUCCAUUCUUCACUAGAGCCGCGCUCUCCGCGAUCAAGAUUUACUUGCAGUUGGCAGAUCAUCCGGAACUAGGCAACCCAAACAACAAUCUUGAUCUGGACAAGAUGGACGCAGCAGAACGCAAGAAGGCACAGAAGAAAAUGAAGAAGGAGCAGGAAAAGCGAGAAAAGGAGGAGGCCGAGCGUAAGGCUGCCGCUGCUAAGAAGGCUAAUGCCAAAGGUGAUGACGGCGAAAUCAAGAAAGAGGAUACGGACCCCAAGGGCAUUAAGCUUCUCGAAACCAAGGAGCCUCUCGAGGUUGCUUUGAAAUUUCUCAACCCUCUGCUCGAGUUCAGUCCAAAGAGCAUAGAAGGCCAGAAUCUUGCCUUCGAGGUUCACCUUAGGAGAAAGAAAUACGUCCUCGCUCUCAAGGCAUUGAAUGCAGCGGCCGCCAUUGACCCUGAGAACCCUAAGCUACAUGAGCAGGUGAUCCGCUUCCGCUUGACCAUCGACGGUCUCAAGGAAACUGAUCCAAAGGUCUCCGAAGUUCUCAAUGCCAGCUUCAAACUCGGCCCAGCUUCCACCGACCUUAAGAAGUUCAACACAGAUUGGCAACAAAAGCACUCCCAGAGCCCAUCACACGUCCAAUCCGCGCUUAAUGUUCGCCACAUCCUCGACAACAGCAGCAAGGCCCAAAACGAGACAGACUUGAAGAAGCUCCUCGAGCUUCCUACCAUCACAACCGAGCAGGCCGUUGCUGGAUUGGAUCUCCUGGAUGAAUGGCAGAGCGAGGCAGGUGUCAAGGACUCUUACCGCCAAGCAGCAUCGGAAAAGUGGCCAGAGGUCACGGUUUUCCAGAGUAAAUGAAGUUUCCGACUCUUUGUGAAUGCGACUCGGUCUUUUGGGGGCUUGAAGUGUUCAAUAGUGUAGAACUAGGCGAUGACAUUGCUCAACUACAUUUUGAAAGAUAUGCUUAGGUGGGACUUGUACGCAUGUAGCAUAAGGUUAGUAAUGUCUUGACGAGGUGCAAAUGCCCGCAGGUGAAGAGAAAGGGGACAUGUGGAAAACAAAACAUCUAGAUGCCUUCAAAAGACACAUUUUUAUCUACCCUCAAAUUUCUCUUCGUUCGGUCCACGUAUGUGUUGGUGGACAUACAUAUUUGUUGUAGCUACCGGUCUCUAGGUGCCCUACUAACGACAUUGAUGCUUCUGCUGCCCUCCUGAAGCAUUCUACGAAAUCUUCG